UUCCUCACUCACUCAGCGCUAUCUGACGCUGUCCUUCUUCCUCACACACUCUCCUCUCGGAAUCUUCUCAGUUUUUCGCUCCACACAAAACAUGCAGGGAGGAGAGGAGGAGGAGAAAAGAAGAAACGCGUCGGAGGCGACAAGAGGGAGAGGAAGCAGAGAAAGUUGGUAGAGGAGCGAGAGGGCAAAGAGGAGAGGAGAGGGGUCGACCAGAUGGGAGGAAGGAAGGAAGGAAAGGAUCUGUCUUCGGGCUCAAUUGCGCGAUUAAAGGAUUCUACAUAAAUAAACAAACAUAUGAAUCAAAGCCUAUAAUAAAAAAAAAAAAAAAGAGCAGUAGGCGCGCCUCCGCGUUGCGUGGACGCGGACAAGACAGCGGCAGUGCGCGCUGAAAACAGUCAAAUCCUGUCUUUCUCUGUUUGGAUUUUACUCCUCAUGUUCUUCAAAUUCUCGGCGAGGUUCACUAACUUCUGAGGUCAGUGUCAGAAAAACUUUCCCUCCCCUCGUCUUUUCAAGUCACUGUCUCCCCGGAAAAGAAAGCCCAGCUCCGGCGUGGAAGUGAAGGAAGGAAGAGCGGUUUUAUUUUGUUCCUUCCGAGGAGACCAGCUCGCCGUAGCCGGGGUUUAGGCGUUGGCACCCGGGCUGGGAGUCCCUCGCCAUGGCCGGGGCCAAGCCGGGAGUCCACGCGCUGCAGCUCAAACCCGUGUCCGUCCACGAAGCGCUGAAGAAGGGGGGCAAAUUCAUCAAAUGGGACGAGGAGCCCAACAGCGGGCCCCCCACCCUGGUAACCCUGAAAGUUGACCCAGAUGGAUUCUUUCUCUACUGGACUGGAGGAUCCAACCUGGAGGUGGAGAUUCUGGACAUUAACACUAUCAGGGACACCAGAACAGGAAAAUACGCCAAACUACCAAAGGACCCGAAGCUGCGGGACGUGCUGGGCUUCGGUAAGGGUGAUAACGCCGAAGGGAAGCUGGUAACUGUCGUCUAUGGCAACGACCUGGUCAACAUCUCUUACCUUAACUUCCAGGCUAUGCAGGAAGAUACAGCCAAGAUUUGGACCGAUGAGCUGUUCACUUUGGCUACAAACAUACUUUCCCAGAAUGCAUCGCGGCACACCUUCCUCAACAAAGCGUACACUAAGUUAAAGCUGCAGGUGAAUCAGGAUGGGAAGAUUCCUGUAAAGAAUAUUCUCAAGAUGUUUUCAGAUAAAAGGAGAGUGGAGACGGCUCUGGAGCAGUGUGGCCUCGUCAAUAACCGGGCAGAGGGGAUCAAGCCAGAUGAUUUCACUUGGGAGGCCUUCCAGAAGUUUCUCGACAGCCUAUGUCUCCGGCCUGAGAUACAAAGCAUCUUUGAGGAAAGUGGCUCCAAGAGGAAGCCAUUCAUCUCUUUGGACCAGUUGAUGGAUUUCAUUAACCGCAGGCAGCGAGACUCCAGACUGAACGAGGUGCUGUACCCCCCGCUGAAAAGAGAGCAGGUCCGACAGAUCAUGGAGAAAUAUGAGACCAACGCCAGCCAGCUGGAGAGAGACCAGAUCAGUUUGCAGGGGUUCAGUCGGUAUCUGGGAGGAGAGGAAAACAGCAUCGUACCUUCAGAGAGGCUGGAUAUCAUCGACGAUAUGAACCAACCGCUGUCUCACUACUUUAUCAACUCCUCGCACAACACAUACCUCACAGUGGGUCAGCUAACCGGUCUGUCGUCAGUGGAGAUGUACAGGCAGGUGCUGCUGACCGGCUGUCGCUGUAUAGAGCUGGACUGCUGGAAGGGCCGGCCGCAAGAUGAGGAGCCCUACAUUACCCACGGGUUCACCAUGACCACUGAGAUCCCCUUUAAGGAGGUGAUUGAGGCAAUAGCAGAGAGUGCUUUCAAGACCUCCCCAUACCCCCUCAUCCUGUCCUUUGAAAACCACGUAGAUUCGGCCAAGCAGCAGGCCAAAAUGGCAGAGUACUGCAGGACCAUCUUUGGAGAUGCCCUGCUCAUUGAGCCACUGGAGAAAUAUCCGCUGGUCCCCGGUCAGAUCCUCCCCUCACCGCAGGAGCUGAUGGGGAAGAUUCUCAUCAAAAACAAGAAGAAGCACCACCACCACCGACCCUCGAGUAGUGGCAGCAUACGCCGCAGAGAGCUGGAGGGGCGCUCGUCACCCAACAACGACUGCCCUCUGACAGACAGCGAGGGAAGCCAGCUCCUGUCUAACGUGGAAGAGAAGCUGGCUGAGGGGAUCGUCAAAGACUCUGAGCCUCGCAAAUCCAUUGGAGGCGAGGGAGAAAGCGAGGAGGAUGAGGAGGACGAAACGGCAGCGGAGCUGAAAAAGCCAAACUCCGACGAGGGUACCGCCAGCAGCGAGGUGAACGCCACAGAGGAGAUGUCGACUCUCGUCAACUACAUUGAACCGGUCAAAUUCAAGAGUUUCGAGGUGGCAAACAAGAGGAGGAAGUUCUUUGAAAUGUCGUCCUUGGUGGAAACCAAAGGCAUGGACACCCUGAAGAGUUUCCCCAACGAGUUUGUCGAGUACAAUAAGAAUCAGCUGAGCCGAAUCUACCCUAAAGGAACAAGGGUGGACAGCUCCAACUACAUGCCUCAGCUCUUCUGGAAUGUCGGCUGCCAGAUGGUUGCGCUUAACUUCCAGACCCUCGACCUCCCUAUGCAGCUGAACAUGGGGGUGUUUGAGUACAACGGCCACAGCGGCUACCUGCUGAAACCUGAGUUCAUGAGAAGGACAGACAAACACUUUGACCCUUUCACAGAAAACAUAGUGGACGGGAUAGUCGCCAAUACUGUCAAAAUUAAGGUGAUCUCAGGCCAGUUUCUGUCCGAUAAAAAGGUUGGCGUGUACGUGGAAGUGGACAUGUUUGGACUUCCUGCUGAUACAAAGAGGAAGUACAGAACCAAAACAUCCAAUGGGAACUCACUGGACCCCGUGUGGGAUGAUGAAAUGUUUGUGUUUAAUAAGGUGGUCCUCCCUACACUGGCCUCUCUGAGGAUAGCGGUGUUUGAAGAAAACGGAAAGUUUAUUGGACACAGGAUCCUCCCUGUGUCCGCCGUCAGACCUGGCUACCACUACAUCAACCUGAAGAAUGAGCUGAACCAGCCCCUCCUCCUGCCCUCUCUGCUGGUUUACACUGAAGCUCAGGACUACAUCCCUAAUGAACACCAAGAGUACGCAGAGGCUCUGACCAACCCCAUAAAGCACAUCAGUCAGUUGCACAAGAGAGAGACACAGCUGGCUGUUCUCUUAGAGGACAGCAGUGAGCAUGUCCCCAACCAGCCGAAAGAGAAAGAGACCAAGGGAGAGUGUGAAGUCAAUUCAGGAAGUCGACUCCCCUCCUCCUUUGACCCGCUCCCCCCCUGCUCGUUGGAAGAAGCCCAUGACAUCAUCAAAUUGCCUACUCCGGCACAUAGUCAGAAGGAAGACCUCAUAAGCACUGUUCUGGCAGACGUCCAGGCCCAGUCUAUAGAGGAGUUGAAGCAGCAGAAGAGCUAUUCAAAGCUACUAAAGACCCAGAGCAAAGAUCUCAAAGAGAUGCGAAAGAAACACCUAAAGAAGGUGUGGAAUCUGAGUAAGGAGCAGAAGAGUCGGACUAGCAAGCUUCAAUCUGACACCCAGAGGAGACGCAGUCAGAUGGAAAAACACCUUAAAUCUAGCAUCAAGAAAAACGAGCCCCAUGAGCCGGUGCAGCAUGAGCUGUCAAAGUUGGAGCAGGAGCUUGAGAAGCAGACGGUCCAGCUGAGGGAAUGGCAGAUGCAAGAACUGCUGAAGCUCCGACAGGAGCUUCACUUACUGGAGAGAGAGAAGCAACAAAAACACCUACAGGAGGCCUUCCUGAAGUUAAAGGAGACGGGCGUUGAAUGCCAAGUAGCUCAGCUGAAGAAGCUGAAGGAGACAUGUGAGAAGGAGAAGAAAGAGCUCCAGAGGAUUCUGAACAGGAAGCGACUAAACAGCAUCAGCGAAGCAAAGACCCGCGACAAAGACAAGGCUGAAACGGAGCUGAUUGAGAUCAACAGGAAACAUAUUCAAGAUUCUGUCGCCUUAAUCCGCAGACUGGAGCAGGCUCAGACCAGGAGACAGGAAGAGCUGAUGCUGAAGCACCGGGAGGUGCUGCAACACAUAGAUGAUGAACUUCCACAGCUCCAGUCUCAGUUGGAGAAGGAACUAGAUCGGGAGUAUCGGGGACUACAGGAGGAAAUCUGCCAGCACCUUCAGUUGGAGCUCCAGAAUAAAGGUCUCCGAAAAGACGCCCUGUUCUCGCACUUGUCCAACAGCAGCCCGAGCCCCAGCUCCAGCUCGGGUCCGCCCUCCAACUGCUCCACACCCUCUUACCCGUCAACGCCCAAUCGGAGCCCUUGGAACAGGAGCAUGGACAAUAGCAUUGCGUCAUUGGCCGAUUCCACUUCCUCGUCCACCACUCCCGUCCUGUCGGAGGCGGAGUUGUCGUUAUAAUAAUACAGACAAACAGAAUGCGUACAUUUAACUGGGGUCUAUAAUGAUUAUAAUGUGGGAUAGUAAUGAUAUUAAUUUACUAAUUUUUUAAAGUUUUGUUCUCGUCUACAGAGCUAUAUUAUUUUUAUUUGCUGUUUUUGGUCAGAUGUACAUCAUGCCUAUUGUUGGAAGAUUUAAUAACGAUCAUAACCAAACUUUUAAAUUUUUUUUACAUUUUUUUUUACAUUUUCUUGUCUCUUUGUCUUGCUUUUAAUGUGAUACUUUUUUCAUUUCCAUUUUUGUCUGGUCAGUAUGCUGUGGUUUUAGUUAGCUUUCUGUUUGUAGCAGUUUUAACCUUUUUAUUGACACUUUUGAAAGCUUUACAUUGUGUAGAGAGAGGAGUAGCUUUCUGAAAACGGCUGCCUUUAUUCAGAAAAACUUUAUAACAUACAUACAGUUGGCCCAAGUGAUUGCCAUAGUGGUAAGAAAAGAACACAUUUUUGAUAUUUAGUUUGUAGCAACGUUAGAUCAACAGGAUUGCUUCAUAAUGGCCUAAUGUACUACAAAUCUGAGGAACUAUUUAAAAGGCAGUCUAUGGAAAUGUCAGUAAGUAAAAAAUAUUCAAGGUUCAAGUAUUUUCCAGAACUGGGUAUUAAUAGGGAAUAUGAGGGAACAGGGGGCAGUUUUUUUUUUUUUUUUGUUAUAGCUGUAAUGGCAGUAGCCGACCAGCAAGCGGUGCUGCAGCCUUAGCUGUUUAUUUUAAACUGGUGGUUUGAGCCUUCCAUUUAUCUAGCCUGAUUAUACUAUUAUACUGUGUACCCCCCACCCCCACCCCCCCCACACACACACACACACACACACACACACACACACACACACACACACACACACACACACACACACACACACACACACUUGUCUCAGCAGGAUUUGCAGCAUCAUAGUGUGAGUGUUUAAAGUCUUUGGCCUUUAACCUCCAAUCAAAGUCCAGCCAAGGUUGCA
Messenger RNA from Perca flavescens (yellow perch), 5413 nucleotides. RefSeq names its product phospholipase C, beta 3 (phosphatidylinositol-specific) (gene plcb3). NCBI's taxonomy places the organism in Eukaryota, Metazoa, Chordata, Actinopteri, Perciformes, Percidae. Gene Ontology annotation, cellular component: cytoplasm. Gene Ontology annotation, molecular function: phosphatidylinositol-4,5-bisphosphate phospholipase C activity; calcium ion binding; calmodulin binding. The record is from RefSeq and is a predicted model, not a curated record. Gene Ontology annotation, biological process: phosphatidylinositol metabolic process; lipid catabolic process; phosphatidylinositol-mediated signaling. The transcript has 34 exons. Bases 656 to 4432 code for a protein of 1258 amino acids.